Messenger RNA from Uranotaenia lowii, 3309 nucleotides. RefSeq lists its product as uncharacterized. The transcript is spliced from 5 exons. The coding region runs from base 426 to 1985 and encodes 519 amino acids. The record is from RefSeq and is a predicted model, not a curated record. Lineage: Eukaryota; Metazoa; Arthropoda; Insecta; Diptera; Culicidae. Gene Ontology annotation, molecular function: protein binding.
ACGAGCUUUGGCACUUUUGAUUCAUAAGGCAGACCGAAUUUCUCCAAGGAAUGAUACCGAUUUAACAAUGAAAUCAUUUGAUCAUCGUUGACUCGAUGACUUAGGUCUGAAAGCACGCGAAAAUCACACGCAAUAUUCAUUCCUUUUUCAUUCAUAGUUCACCGUUAUAUACCUACAUACCUACUACAUGCUUCCUCUCAUGUUUACAAGCCAUGCGCAUUCAAAGCAUAACAAAAAUGUAUAGGUACUCGCCAUCCAGAGUACAUCUGUCUAGUCUAGCCUAUAAUGUUUAGUAAGACGUAUACAAAACAGCUUCAGCUGAUAUGGCUAUGUAGUGAAUCGGUAGUCAAAUUCAUCUUGAUCUUGAACAAUUUCGAGCAUUGACAGUCAUUCGGAAGCUUUUGAUUAGGGCGCAAUAAAGGAAAAUGCUUAGGGAAAAUAGUGAGCUUCUAAAUAUUUUGGAUCUUCCAAAUGAGCUAUUGCUGUACGUGUUUGAUCAUUUGGACUUCCGAACGCGACUGAUUGCGUCUCAGGUAUGCCGUCUGUGGAAUCACCUGACUUUCACCGGACUGUUCAUGGACAGAAUCUACUUGAGCCUCAAUGUAACGACACACAAUCAGCCGGAGCUGUUCUACACAUUGGGCCAAAACCUUCGAUGCUACCGUCACAUCUCACUCCAGUUCGACAAUUGCGAAAUUGAUUUGAGUCUCUUGGUUCCGUUACUCGAAUCUAACGAUAGACUUGAAAGUUUGCUACUGACAGGUGUUGAGCGAAUGGAGCCACAAGAAAUGAAUCUUUUGCUCAGUAGCGUGAGGAACUUGAAGAAAUUAAUCAUUUUGAAUUGGAAAGCCGGAAAAGAAACGUGGACAUUUCCAUGCGUUAGGACGAAUAAUGGAUCAGUACAUGUCGAUCAAAACCUUGCGAAUGAUUGGUUCUCAGAAGACACGCCGGUUGUACUCUCGAACUUGGAAUGCCUUUGUCUAAUCACAUCUUCUAAAACUCAAGCCUUCGAGCGACUUAAGUCAAAAUUUCCGAACGUUAGACUCCUACAAAUCACGGUCAGAAAUGAAAGAGCAUGCGAACUCCUUCACAGCUACUCAAAUCAACUGACUAAUUUAGCCAUUGAGUCACCCUUUCCGGAGAUGUUCCUCACUAUGGGUGACUUAAGUUUUCCGAAGUUGUUCCACCUGACGUUAGACCGGAUGGAGCUACAUGAUCAAAGAAUACUUACCAAAUGUGUGUCCUUCUUCCGGAAUCCCAACCAUUGCCGAUCGUUUCGGGAACUGAUCUUCCAUCCCAAGUUUAUGGUCAGGACCCCGAUGUUUUCAACGAUAUGUGACCAUUGUUCAAAUUUACGAAGUCUUUCGCUCAGUUUGGAUUACAUGGAUGGCGACGCGCUCAAGGACAUUACCAAUCUACGGCUUCUGGAGAAUCUUACCCUGCAAGGCACCUGCUACUUUCGGGAGUCACCGAGCUGGCCGAUACAAAUCCCCACGCUGCGGCAGGUGAAAAUUGCCGGCAGUCGAUUUCCGAUCAGUUUGCUUGAGUUCAUUGCAGAUAUCGCGCCGAUGUUGGAGAGUUUGGCGCUUGAGGAUGUCGAAAAUCCGGAGGAAAUGUUUCGCACCAUACCACGACUGGUGAGCGGGAUUGUCCAUCUUGAGAUGGGCUAUACGGAGGGCUUUGAAAGACCUCCUUCCUGUCAUCCUUCAGGACUUCUUAGAACGAUGAACCAGCUAGAAAGGUAUUGCCUCCGUCGGGUCAUAAUAAAACAUGGAAUCCAAGGCUGGCUGCAGGAUGCAUCCCACUUGAAGAGUGUUCGUUUGGAGGAUUGCAAAACCCUGACCGAUACUAAUCUGGUGAUACUGACCACCAAUUGUCCUAAACUUCGGCAGCUUGAGAUUGAAAAAUGCUCGCACAUAACGGCUAGUGGAGUUCAGGGAUUCAGGGAGCGGAUUCCCUGCUGCAAAGUUAUUUGUGAUGUUUGACAUUUCGAGCAAAUGUUUCAUUUCAUACAUCGAAUUUUCUCAAGGGCUUCGAAGGGAUUUUCACUAACACAGACAUCUUCAUGAUAGAAGCUCCCUGGCCCUAACGGAGGAAUUUUUCAGGAAUUCAAGUUCUUUCGAUGCUUUCUGGGAAACUAUGGACAGUUCGGAUAAAGAAGUUUUCGCUCCCGACAAAUCUCAAAUCAUUAACUAAAAUAUAUGUCUAUUAUUGUUAUAAUUGCUUAAAAGAACGAAAAAAAGGAAAUCUUUUUCUUUAUGUUUUCAUCCACAUGAUACGAUUCUGAUAACCGAACGAGAAACAACAUUUCAAUCUAUCGUAUAACUUCUACGACUACAAUAUACUUUAAUGAUUUGCUUUUCUGUGUUUUGUUGGAUAUUUCAAUAUUGUAUAAAUAUAUCGCUUACGGGCUAGUCAAAUGUUAAAUCUAUAAACACUAAAACUGAUAACCAGUUGCACGCAGUUGAACAAAUAGAGGCGAAGGUUGUGUUAGAUUUCUACUUUUUCGAUACAGCUUGAUUCAGAAACUAUGAGUAGAAAUUGGGUUCCUUGGAGAAUUACUCUAAAGCUGUCAAUUUUGUUUUUCCAUAGCCAAAUUCAGUAAAGAAUGUUUUUAAUUUAAAAAGUCAUUUGAAUCUUUUUGCAAAGAAAAAAAUGCAUCCAAAAUAAGGCCAUUAUUAUGUAGGCUUUGUCACCAAUCAACAUGAGCGACUUUAUCACGUUUCUCGUUUAGUACCAUCCUCUGUAAUAGUUAUCUUUGAAACGACAUGAGUCUUUUCUGCGUACUAAUAUCGACUGCUUUCGUUUUAUUGUUUGUUUUUUUUAAUCUUGUUCUGUAAAUACCUAUCACUUCAUUGUGUAUGCUCUGAUUAUAAUCCCUAUACGCAUUCAGUUAAUAAUACUGAACUGAUGAUUUAUUAUGAAACACGAAUUCCAGUUUUGCUGUCGCUCUUCUAUACUCUAAACUAGGUGCUACGCUUAAACUACAAGACAGAUUUGUAUGGCUUUGGGGGAAUGAAAGUCUAAACUAACUUGUUUGAUUUUUUUUUCAUGAUUAAUUGUCUCCGUCUAUCGGUUAAACACGCGAACAACUCGGACAGAAGGAAGAUGCCGAAAAUCCCACUUAAUACUAAUUUCGAAGGAGUUUAAAAAAACAUAAAAUUAAGACUAUUGCAAUGUUAGACACUUUGCAGAGAAGUCAGUCUGUCUAAAAAAAAUCUGCAAUCGAUAUUUUAGCAUCAACUGCUCUAAAUAACUAAUUUUAACGGUUGUAUAAAUAUGUACAGUAAUAAAUUCACUGGAACCACU